Molecule: messenger RNA, 1067 nt
Organism: Panonychus citri (citrus red mite)
Lineage: Eukaryota; Metazoa; Arthropoda; Arachnida; Trombidiformes; Tetranychidae
Exons: 4
Coding region: 122-790 (222 amino acids)
Molecular function (GO): S-adenosylmethionine-dependent methyltransferase activity
Source: RefSeq, a predicted model, not a curated record
CACCUAAUCAAAAGGGUUCAUCAUUUGUCUUUCUCGAGUCAAUCAUUUUCAAUUUAGUUUCUCGUUUCCAUUAUUGCCUUUGUGUUCAUCUUAAUUGUUGAUCAUUAGAAAUUAAUUAAUCAUGUCUACAGAAAAAGAUAUGUACAAUUACAUUGAGGAGACCCUUAAGCCCAUGGCCCAAGAGGAUUGUACCAAAAUGUAUGCUGAUUGGAGUGAUAAGUAUGAAGAGGAUAUGCCGGGUUGUUCUUAUAAUGCACCUAAAGGAACAGCUGAUCGAUUCGCUGAAUUAAAUUUACCCAAAGAUAGUAAAAUCCUUGAUUGUGGAGCAGGAACUGGACUCUUGGGUCAAGCGUUAAGUGAUCUUGGUUAUACCAAUAUUGAAGCGCUAGAUGGAUGUGAGAAAAUGCUGGAAAAAGCUAAACUGAAAAAUAUUUAUAAAAAUGUAACCAUUUCCUAUGUUGGACCUGAGAUUGAGCUUCCAAUUGAGGCAGAAACUUUCGAUGCCUUAAUUAUGGUCGGAGUCUUUUGUCCAGGUCACUUUCCAAUGGACAUUGGAACUUAUAAACAAUUUUUAAAGCUCCUCAAGAAAGGUGGUAUCAUUUCAUGGGGAAUGGCUAAUCCAGAUCGUUAUGCAGAACGAGAUUCAACUUAUGCUGACAAAGGAUUUGACAAAAUCAUUGAAGGAUUAGUUUCGGAGGGAUUAGUUGAAAUUGUCGAUGAUCAUCCAAAAAAUUUACCUGAUUAUCUUAAAGGAGAAGAUGGUUUUUUCUGGGCUCUUCGUAAAUUGUGAAUAGUUAAUUAAACAAUGAUAAUUAACGUGCUCACAAUGAGAUGAAAUUAUCUUUCAAUUAAAGCUAAACAAAAAAGCAACAUUGUAAAUACUUUGCCAUUCUAUCAAAAUUGAUUGUUAAUUGCAAUGGAAUCAGCAAAUAAUCAACAAUUAAUAUUUGCACUAUUCUUAUAUUAAUCUUACUUUAAUUAAAUGGAAAAUUGAUUUGGUUCAAUAUUCACAAAAAAACUUGUUUUUUUCUUUAUUAAAUUAGAAAUAAAUAAAUUCUCCCUAUCAA